AUGAGAAGUCUCGUCAUCGUCGUGCAGCAGCAGCAGCAGCACACUACAGGAGUCAGCUGCCUGAUGAGCAACUCGGUGGACGCGGCAUGGACGGCGCGCAGCAGCGUCGUCGUGUGCAACGGCAUCCCGGGCCUGAGCAAGGAGCAGCGCGAGCUCUGCCAUCGCAAUCCGGACGUGGCCGAGGCCGCCGUCAAGGGCCUGCAGAUGGCCAUAGCCGAGUGCCGCCACCAGUUCCAGUGGCACAGGUGGAACUGCUCGUCCCUGACCACGAGCAGCCUAACUCAACACAGCAGCGUCAUGCUGCAAAGAGGUUACAGAGAGACGGGAUUCGUGUACGCCAUCGCCUCGGCGGGUGUGGCCCACAGCGUGUCCAGGGCCUGCAGCAUGGGCCGACUGAUCUCGUGCGGCUGCGACCCGUCGAGCUACACCGGCCGAGAGACCAAGAUGGUCGGCGGCGGCACCCAGUGGAAGUGGGGCGGCUGCUCGCACAAUCUCGAGUACGGCAUGGAGUUCUCCAAACAGUUCCUAGACGCCCGCGAGGUCGCCGGCGACAUACAGUCCACGGUUAAUCUACAUAAUAAUCAAGCCGGUCGCAACGCGGUCGCGAGCAAUAUGCAGGUCCGCUGCAAGUGUCACGGCAUGUCGGGCUCCUGCGAACUGAAGACCUGCUGGAAGGUCGUGCCGGACUUCCGGCUGGUCGGCCGAACGCUCAAGAAUCGUUUUCGCAACGCCGUGGCGGUGAUGCAGAGCAACUUCGGCCAGGUCCAGCCGAUGAAUCCUCGGGCGGGCCGAGGUCACAAGCGUCGGCGAAACGAAGAUCGGAGCAUCGCUCUUGGCGGUGCCGGUGGCGGCGGCGGCAGCAUCGGUGGCAACGGCAGAUCGCGCAACGGUGGGGGCGGCGGCGGCGGCGGCAAAGGCGUCAAUCGCAAGGCCCAAAAGAAUCUAGCCAAUCAGCUGUUCUUCUUCCAAAAGUCGCCCAACUUUUGCGAGCGGGACGCGCACGCCGACAUCGCCGGCACCAGCGGCCGGAGAUGCAACAAGCCCAGCGCCGGCGGCGACGGAUGCGCCUCGCUCUGUUGCGGCCGGGGCUACAACGUCAUAAGGCAGCGCCGGGUCGAGAGGUGCGGCUGCAAGUUUCACUGGUGCUGCUUCGUCGAGUGCCAGAACUGCACCGUCGAGGAGUGGAUCACCGUCUGCAAGUGA
Messenger RNA from Trichogramma pretiosum, 1203 nucleotides. RefSeq names its product protein Wnt-10a (gene Wnt10). The record is from RefSeq and is a predicted model, not a curated record. The transcript is spliced from 5 exons. Gene Ontology annotation, molecular function: frizzled binding; cytokine activity. Gene Ontology annotation, biological process: neuron differentiation; multicellular organism development; canonical Wnt signaling pathway. Gene Ontology annotation, cellular component: extracellular region. NCBI's taxonomy places the organism in Eukaryota, Metazoa, Arthropoda, Insecta, Hymenoptera, Trichogrammatidae. Bases 1 to 1203 code for a protein of 400 amino acids.